AUGCAUCGCUCCGGCUCCUUUUCAUCCAACCCGUCCCUGUCACACCCCAGGCUAGCCCGCCUGGCCAACACCGACGACCUUUUUGCGGUCGACGACCGUGUGGCCAGGAAACCGAAACACGACCCACAGGGGCCCUUUUACUUCCCCAACGGCGAGGUUUUUCGCCCCAGAAACGCCCCCCUGCGCCGCCAUAGACCUCCCAAGAUCCACCCUGAAACCCAUGGUCCUCCACCGCCUCAUGGCCCCCAACCGCCUGCGCAGCCUGUUUACCAGCCGUCGCAUCAACCUGCUUACCAGGGCCACCAAGGCUACGGUCAGCCUGCUCACGGCCCGCUGCAGCUUCCGGUGAACACCUGCGGAUUGUCCAAUUUCAGCGUUCCAGGCAGCCCUAGCGUAGGACCAGGAGGGUUCCCCAACGCUGGCUUCGCUCGCCAGGCUCCAAGAUCAAACUCGCUAGCAUCAAACUCCUCCGCCAAAUCGGUCACCUCCACGGCAACUUCCACGGCGGCUUCAGCGUACAUGACACGCCUGCACUCGUUCCACAACUUGAAGGCCAAAACCCGCUCGGACUUGACCCAGCUGCUUCGCAACGCUAGAGUCGAUACCAAUAUCAACAUUGCUAGCCUAGCUCCGCUGGCCAAUCCUCCUCCCCAGGCUUCCCGCUCCUUGACCCCGGCGUACCCUUAUACGGUGCCUGUGGUCCACUCUCGCUCCCACCUGCUUUCCAACAACAAGUACCCGGAAAACUCAUCCAACAUUGUCAAAUCCGAACUGUCCUUGUACCUGGACCGCGGCCGCCACAGCGCUCUGUCCGACUCGAAAAACUCCAGCUUGUCCAGCUACAACCUCAACCGCUCCAGCUCCACGACGCCACAAACCCUGGUCACGUCCGAGCAGCAAGAAAGAGAUGCUAGCGAGGAUUACAAAGACAAGGAGAGAGAAUUUAAAGAUGAGACACCGCUCCCCACAUGCCUGUCGCUAGAAUCGAUAAGCGAGGGUGCCACGAAAACGUCGACGUACAUAGCGGACUCGUGCCGGAACCCAGAAGCGUCUCUGGAGUCGUCUCUGGUUCAUUCUUCCACGUCUUUUGCCAGUGCUGAAGACGGAGAUGAAGCAUCUGACAAAGGACAAUCGAGUGUGCAUGAGGCGCAUUCUGCCAACGGAUUCUCAGCCCCAAACUCACCGACAGCUCAGACCAACACUUCUUUUCCCACAGACGCAAAAGAGUCCACCCCUGAGACCCAGCAAUCUGAGUUCAUGUCUGAAACCAAGGCGGUUGACCCAGCUCUGCCCGUAUCGACCCACUCUGCCGCGGAUCGAACCGUGUUUACCAGCGACAAGGAGUCCGCCAAAAAUGCCUCUCCUACAACGUCUCCAGAAGGCUCUCCCAAAGAUUUCCCCAAAGUGUCCUACAAGCCAUACAAAUCGAUGCUACUAGACGACCAAAACGCGUCGGAAUCGCCGGAUUCGUCUGGUCUAAAACACCAGCCGUCUGUUCAAGACCUGGCGGUCACAAUCUCCCAAAACACCAACACUUCGAACGAAACAUUGGCCAAGACGCGACCAAAACCUGCCAAUAUUGAUACUAAGAGAGCGCAGAAUUUAGACGAGGAGGUAUUCACGCCGUGCAGCGAGUAUAGCUUUGCUGCAGGCGAGGAAAAACUCAUAUGCAAGCAAGAUCUCCAAGACCAAGAGGAUGAGCAUUUUAUGGACGCCUACACUGACGAAACGAAACCUAGUAUUAAGCGAGAUGCCAGUAUUAGCAACAUUCUUGACGCCUACUCGGAGGAGCCAGUGCAUGAAAGCGUAUCCAAAUCGGAUUCGCACGAUGCGCAGGACCCGCAGGAGCCUCAGGAACCACUCCAGGAGAGCAUCCAGGCGAGCGUUCCCGAAACGGUAAUUGAGAAACAAGAGGAGGCCAACGCUCCCCACUGUUCUGAGAAACCCCAGCCGACGCAACCGGCUGAACAUUCUGUUUUGACACCCGAACCUGUGCCUGAAAAAUCUCUCCCUGAGGCUUCGUCCAAUGAUGACACUUUGUAUCAUGAGUCGCCCGAAAUAGACGCUUCUGCCCUGGAAAGCGACACUGAUACAUGCAAGGACCAGAACUCACACAUGGGUCAUCAAGUUGUUGAUGAGCAUAAAGAUGAGCCUGUCGUCGAUACUGAAGAUGUUCUGGAGCUGACCCCUAUCAAGCCAGUCUUGGCCGAAGAAGCUUCUGAGCCCGAGCAAGAUGCACCCGAUGUCACUGAACCAGUCAGGGAUGUUACUGAGCCUGUCAAGGAUACUGAGCCUGUCAAGGAUACUGAAGCUGUCAAGGAUGUCACUGAAGCUGUCAAGGAUGUCACUGAACCUGUCAAGGAUGUCACUGAACCUGUCAAGGAUGUCACUGAACCAGUCAAGGAUGUCACUGAACCAGUCAAGGAUGUCACUGAACCAGUCAAGGAUGGCGAAGAAACAGUAAUAGACGCACCAAAAGCUGAAGAGGAGCCUGUCACCGCCCCUCAAGAGUCGACGUCGGAGGAAGGUGAAAAUCUUGAGGUCAGCAGGCUGCCUGAGGAUGGUCAUCUGGAGGCCACUGCACCUAUAGCAGAGGUCACCAAGAAACCACCUCCUUCAGCUUUAGGUGACUCACCCCUUAGAAAGCUCGUUGCCAAGGAGCUGGAAAACAGGACUGAGAAGUCAGACAAUUCCUUGAUUAAGAAUCGCCUUUCCAUGCUCAAUGUCGUUAACGUCGAUUUCGAUAAAUCCUUGCCAACCACUCCUGACAAUAUGAAAUUCACCGUCAACAUGCCUGACAGCGUGUCGCCCAAGAAGCUGAUUUCUCCACAAAAGCCUCCCAUGCAACGCAACAACAGCAUGAGUAAGUCGUUCUCCAUCAAUAAUUUCAAAAAGGUUUUUGGCCGUUUUGGAAAUGACAGUUCUGUGAAGGACUCUUCUGAGCUGAUACUGUCAAGGAAAGAGUCGUUUGGAAGCAAGCUUCUAAAGAAGAAGACGUCAUUCUCGUCUGAAAGCGAGCCAUACUCCCAUGCUAAUCUGUCAUUUUCAUCACUCUCCACGCAGAAGAAAGGGAAGCGGAAGUUUUUCAAAACUCUCAAGUUCAUCCCUGGCAACAAUGUCAAGGAGGAGAUAACUUCGCCAGUCUACAGUGUGAGAUCUAAGGUUCCAUCACCCACUCUUGAAACCUUCUCCGAGGAAACCGCCCCUGUCAAUCUUUAUAGACUUCCAGACUUCGAAACAGAGGAUGAUGGAUUCCUGGACUUAUUGUUGAAAUUUGAUGAGGUGGAGAAGAAAGCAGAGCUUGAAGACGAGCAAAUGAGGAACCAACCCAAGGCGAACGCCUUUUUUAUGAGAGACGAUGAAUUAACGAAGGCACAGAUCGCCGAUCAACAGAGGAAUGACAAUCAUAACUCAGAUGAAUCUCUUCCAGAGAAAUACGACGAAGCCAAUAAGGACAACGCAGAAGAGAAUGAGGAAAUUGAUUCUCAGCUGAAUAGCCCCGACAUACCCUGGUCCCCAGGAUAUGAUGACUAUGCAUCAGGCUUUAUCACCCCUGAAACUGACGACGGUCCCAAGAGGGUGCAAUCCUUGAAGCUCAACAAAACUCAAUUGCAAGACAUGUUGGACAAGAAAGCUCACAGUAACCACUUCAUUAAACACGUCAGACAAAUGCAGGACAUGGAUCUGGUAGAGAUUAUUGUGGAAGCUUUCAACCCCAACGAGAAGAAGGAAGAUGAGCUUGAGGAGCCAAAGGAAAUGAAUUCCAUCUUAAAGGACUCGACAAUCAACAAUGGCCCAUCAUCGAAGGCGGUCAAGUUCUCAAGUAAGGUGUCCAUCAGCGAAACGUACCCUUCAUACGUAUACAGAAGGUACAACAAGUCUGUGACGCAGUACUAUCUUACUGAGACCGGUGAGGUGAACAAGAUCAAGAAUGAGUUGAAUGCCUACAAGUGUUACGAGAUGUUGGUACACGAGAAGUCGCAAAACAAUACCCAAUUCUUCUAUUAG
Candidozyma pseudohaemuli is the source of this 4008-nucleotide messenger RNA. RefSeq lists its product as uncharacterized. The transcript has a single exon. The coding region runs from base 1 to 4008 and encodes 1335 amino acids. The record is from RefSeq and is a predicted model, not a curated record. Lineage: Eukaryota; Fungi; Ascomycota; Pichiomycetes; Serinales; Metschnikowiaceae.